This is a messenger RNA of Quercus robur (English oak), 858 nucleotides long. RefSeq lists its product as uncharacterized. Bases 1 to 858 code for a protein of 285 amino acids. Lineage: Eukaryota; Viridiplantae; Streptophyta; Magnoliopsida; Fagales; Fagaceae. Gene Ontology annotation, molecular function: catalytic activity. The transcript has a single exon. The record is from RefSeq and is a predicted model, not a curated record.
AUGAGUUGCUUAGCAUGGAACUAUUGUGGGCUUGGGAACCCAUGUACAGUUCGAGAGUUUGGAGAUUUAAUCCAAGCUAAAGAUCCCUCUGUCAUGUUUUUAGCCGAGACAUGGGCAGAUAAAGUAAGGCUAAAAGAAUUAAAGAGAAAUUUGGGAUUUGAUAAUUUGCACUUUGUAGAAAGAAUAAACAGAGGGGGAGGUUUGGCUCUCUCUUGGAAAAAUAGUGUGGACUUGCAAGUUCAAACGUCUUCAAAAAACCAUAUUGACACUAUUGUAAAUAAAGAGGUAGAUGGAGCAUGGAGGUUAAUAGGUUUUUAUGGGGAACCUGUGACACACAAAAGAAUAGAGUCUUGGAAUCUCCUCCAAGAUCUUAAUUCUAGGAUGGCACUUCCUUGGCUUUGCUUAGGAGAUUUUAAUGAAAUCACCAGACAAUCAGAGAAAUUGGGAGGUAGUAUCCAAAGUCAGGCACAGAUGCAACUCUUCAGAGAUGCUAUUGAUGAGUGUGGUUUUAUGGACCUUGGAUUUACGGGUUCUCAAUUUACUUGGAAGAAGCACUUUAAUGAUGGUCAUUUGGUGUGGGAGAGACUGGAUCGGGGUUUGGCUACUAGAGAUUGGAUGCUUAAAUCUGCUAGAACUAUAGUCUACCAUUUACCUUCCUUCACUUUGGAUCACUGUCUAAUAUGGAUAGUGCCACGAGAUCUGAUUUUUCCGACCGCAACCAAACCUUUCAGGUUCGAAGAAAUGUGGCUGGCAGAGAAAGGGUGCUCGGAUACUAUUCAAGCUGUAUGGGCCAAGCAAGAUUCUACAAACCUGGGUAUUAGAGUUAUAAAGAAGAUUAGAGGUGUGGUAUUGAACUGA